Messenger RNA from Alosa sapidissima (American shad), 1232 nucleotides. RefSeq names its product annexin A2-like. The record is from RefSeq and is a predicted model, not a curated record. Gene Ontology annotation, molecular function: calcium-dependent phospholipid binding; phospholipase inhibitor activity; calcium ion binding. NCBI's taxonomy places the organism in Eukaryota, Metazoa, Chordata, Actinopteri, Clupeiformes, Clupeidae. Gene Ontology annotation, cellular component: cytoplasm. Bases 173 to 1150 code for a protein of 325 amino acids. The transcript has 13 exons.
GGUUGACAUAAGUCCACAGGGAUAGGCCUGUUGGGAUAUUUAACGACAGGAAUCCAUAACACGCCCUUAUGCCUGGAGUCUGUUGUAACUGUUCAGCGUGACGGAGGUCUUGCCUACCUGCUUGUUUAACAGGAGCUGGAAACCGGGAAAAACACAAAGCAAGCUGAAAAGAAUGGACAUUAAAAGCAUUAAAGGGAAUGAAAUGUGGUGGGGGACUCUGGGUACAAUCCGACCUUUUCCUGGCUUUAGCCCUGAGGUUGAUGCCCGUGAUAUUCAAACAGCCUUGGAUAAAAAAGAUGUGGGCGCUUUGGUGGGAAUUCUGACCAAUCGAAAUAAUGCCCAGAGACAAAAAGUUGCAGAGGCCUUCCACCAAGUCUCCCAGAAGGACCUGAGUCCAGCUCUGAAAAAAACUCUCUCAGGACCCUUGGAAGAGCUAAUGCUGGCUCUGAUGAUGACCCCAGCUCAGUUUGAUGCCCACCGCCUGCGUCAGGCAAUGGAGGGUAUGGGCACUGAUGAGGAGGGGUUAUUGGAGGUCUUAUGCUCCCGGACAGGGCCACAGUUAAAGGACACCAUGGUAGCUUACAAGCAAGCAUUUGGACGCUAUCUGGAGAAAGACUUGGAGAGUGAGACCAGCAAAGAUUUUACCAAGCUUGUCCUGGCCCUUGUGAUGAAAGAGGAAAGAAACCCAAAAGGACUGAUCGACUAUCAUCUGAUUGGUGAGGAUGUAAAGGCUCUCGCUGCAGCAAUAACUGGUAAGAAAACUGACACGACCCCAUGGAUACAGAUAUUAACAUCACGAGACCUAGACCAUCUCAAUAGAGUGUUUCAAAGACUACACAUUUUAAAAGGAGAGACCAUAGAGAAAAUGGUCCAGAAUAACUUCUCAGGAGACUUGAAACUUGGUCUGCGCAUACUAGUGCAAUGCAUCCAGAACACUCCACUUUAUCUGGCCCAGCGUCUGCAUGGUUCCAUGAAGAAAAGCAACAUAGUGCGAGGAAUAAUGGUGGGCCGCAGUGAAGAUGACUUACUUUGUGUGAGGAGAGAGUUCAAAAAGCUUGCCAACACUUCUCUGUACUCCACAAUUGAGAAAGAGUUUAAAGGGGAUCUGCAAAAAGCUCUGUUGGCACUGUGUCGAUCAGAGGACCUGUAGAGGAGGAAAGAGGAAUAUGAGAAUCCUGUUUAGCAUAUUUAUUUUGUACAUGUAUUCUCCACAAAUAAAUGUACAUUUUGAG